ACUGGGUCUUGGGGUACAAAGCUGUGUAAUGGGGGUCAGUUGCUCCUCCAUCCUGUCUCUCUCUCUGCCCCCCCUUACCUGUCUGCCUAUAGGCCCCAAAGCCCCAAGAGCUACAGGCCCUGCUGUACCCAGCUUCGGCCCUGGGAAGGCUUCCAGGGUGACCCAGGGCCUUGGAGACAGCAGGUGCGGCUCUCCCUCCCCUUCCACAGCUGUGGGGGGUAGGAGGGGGGAGUCUCCUGUCUACAAGGGCGGGACCUUGGCCUGCAUCUGAGUGCCAGCAGGGCAGAGGCGGGGCUCUGGGGGUAGAGUGAGGGUUUUUAAGGCUCCCCAAGGAGGAGACACCUCAGCUCCUUGCUCACCACCUGCUGCUCCUGGACAGCUGUCACCAUGUGGUUCCUGGUCCUGGCCCUGGCCCUGGCCCUGGCCCUGGGAGGGAUUGGUGCGGCACCUCCCAUCCAGUCCAGGGUCGUAGGAGGCCAGGACUGUGAGAAGAAUUCCCAACCCUGGCAGGUGGCGGUGUACUACUAUACCAAAUACCAGUGCGGGGGCACCCUGAUAGACCCCGAGUGGGUGCUCACAGCUGCCCACUGCUACAACAAGGAGUAUCAGGUCUGGCUGGGUCGCAGCAACCUGUUUGAGGAUGAGCCCUCUGGUCAGCACAGACUUGUCAGUCAAAGCUUCCUACACCCCAAGUUCAACCUUAGCCUCCUCAAGAAUGACAAACCCUACCCAGACGAUGAUUACAGCUAUGACCUGAUGCUACUGCGCCUGGCCAAAGCCGCCCAAAUCACAGAUGCCGUCCAGGUCCUCCACCUGCCCACCGAGGAGCCCAGGCUGGGGAGCACAUGCCUCACCUCAGGCUGGGGCAGCACCGAUCCCUCCAACUACCAGUACCCAGACGAUCUACAGUGUGUGGACCUGGAGCUCCUGCCCAAUGAAUAUUGUGUCACUGCCCACCUCCAGAAGGUCACGGAUGUCAUGCUGUGUGCUGGGCGCAUGGAAGGGGGCAAAGACACCUGUGCGGGCGACUCCGGGGGCCCACUGAUCUGCGAUGGUAUGUUCCAAGGUAUCACAUCAUGGGGUCACCCCGAUUGUGGAUACCCUAAGAAGCCCGCCAUCUACACCAAACUUAUAAAGUUUAAGGACUGGAUAACAGCCACGAUGAAGAGCAAUUCCUGAAUCCCACUCUGGCCCCUGC
This is a messenger RNA of Nannospalax galili (Upper Galilee mountains blind mole rat), 1198 nucleotides long. It is a transcript of the gene Klk1, whose product is annotated as kallikrein 1. Gene Ontology annotation, biological process: zymogen activation; regulation of systemic arterial blood pressure. The record is from RefSeq and is a predicted model, not a curated record. Gene Ontology annotation, molecular function: serine-type endopeptidase activity. The coding region runs from base 388 to 1179 and encodes 263 amino acids. The transcript is spliced from 5 exons. Lineage: Eukaryota; Metazoa; Chordata; Mammalia; Rodentia; Spalacidae.